Molecule: messenger RNA, 11100 nt
Organism: Chroicocephalus ridibundus (black-headed gull)
Lineage: Eukaryota; Metazoa; Chordata; Aves; Charadriiformes; Laridae
Gene: EGFR
Product: epidermal growth factor receptor
Exons: 28
Coding region: 244-3915 (1223 amino acids)
Biological process (GO): positive regulation of epithelial cell proliferation; positive regulation of kinase activity; neurogenesis
Cellular component (GO): signaling receptor complex; basal plasma membrane; plasma membrane
Molecular function (GO): epidermal growth factor binding; epidermal growth factor receptor activity; ATP binding
Source: RefSeq, a predicted model, not a curated record
AGCAGCCCGCCCGCAGCGGAGGUGGGGGGGGGCACGCACGUGUGCGCGCAGCCCUCGACGGCCGCCCUCCAAGCAUGCUGCGCGGAGCCGCGCAGGGCAGAGCGGCGGCGAGGAGCUGAUCCGCGGGAGAGGAAGAGGAGGGAAGGAGAGGAGCGGCUCCGCGGAAACCUCCGUCCCGUCCGACACUCACCAGCACACUUCCCCCCCUCCCCAGCCCUCGGGAGGCAGCGGCGGUCCCGCAGCAUGGGCGGCCGCAGCCCCCUCGCCGCCGCCGGGCCCCGCGGGGCCGCUGUCCUGGUGCUGCUGCUGGGGCGCGUCGCCCUCUGCUCCGCCGUGGAGGAAAAGAAAGUUUGUCAAGGGACAAAUAACAAGCUGACCCAGCUGGGACAUGUGGAAGACCAUUUCACCAGCCUGCAGAGGAUGUACAACAACUGCGAGGUGGUACUCAGCAACCUAGAGAUUACAUACGUGGAGCACAAUCGUGACCUUUCUUUCCUGAAGACGAUACAGGAGGUUGCAGGCUACGUGCUCAUCGCGCUCAACAUGGUGGAUGUCAUUCCCCUAGAAAACCUCCAGAUCAUCCGAGGCAAUGUGUUGUAUGACAACUCUUAUGCCCUGGCAGUUUUAUCCAAUUACCACAUGAAUAAAACCCAGGGACUCCAGCAGCUGCCAAUGAAACGGCUAUCAGAAAUUCUUAAUGGAGGUGUUAAAAUCAGCAACAACCCCAAACUGUGCAACAUGGACACUGUUCUCUGGAAUGACAUCAUUGACACGAGCAAGCAGCCUCUCAAGGUGCUUGAAUUUGCAAGCAACCUGUCUUCUUGUCCCAAAUGCCAUCCGAACUGCACAGAAGACCACUGCUGGGGCCCUGGUGAACAGAACUGCCAGACAUUAACGAAAGUCAUCUGUGCCCAGCAGUGCUCUGGCCGGUGCCGGGGAAAGGUGCCCAGCGACUGCUGCCACAACCAGUGUGCUGCGGGGUGCACAGGGCCUCGGGAGAGCGACUGCCUGGCAUGCCGCAAGUUUCGGGAUGAUGCUACGUGCAAGGAUACGUGUCCCCCGUUGGUCCUCUAUAACCCCACCACUUAUCAGAUGGAUGUCAACCCUGAUGGAAAAUACAGCUUUGGAGCCACUUGUGUGAGGGAAUGUCCACACAACUACGUGGUGACAGACCACGGCUCCUGUGUUCGCUCUUGCAAUACCGAUACUUACGAAGUGGAAGAAAAUGGUGUUCGGAAGUGUAAAAAGUGUGAUGGGCUAUGCAGCAAAGUGUGCAAUGGCAUUGGAAUAGGUGAACUUAAAGGGAUCCUCUCCAUCAAUGCCACCAACAUCGACUCCUUCAAAAACUGUACCAAGAUCAAUGGAGACGUCAGCAUUCUCCCAGUAGCGUUUCUAGGCGAUGCCUUCACGAAGACCCUACCCUUGGACCCCAAGAAGUUGGAUGUCUUCAAAACAGUCAAAGAAAUAUCAGGAUUUUUGUUGAUUCAGGCCUGGCCCGAUAAUGCUACUGAUCUCUAUGCCUUCGAAAAUCUGGAGAUUAUACGAGGCAGAACCAAGCAACAUGGCCAGUAUUCCCUUGCUGUUGUUAACUUGAAAAUACAGUCCUUGGGGCUGCGCUCCCUCAAGGAAAUAAGUGACGGAGAUGUUGCCAUUAUGAAGAACAAGAACCUCUGCUAUGCUGACACCAUGGACUGGCGCAGCCUGUUUGCAACUCAGGGCCAGAAAACAAAGAUUAUACAGAACAGAAAUAAAAAUGAGUGUGCUGCCGCCAGGCAUGUUUGUGACCCCCUGUGCUCGGACGUGGGCUGCUGGGGCCCUGGACCCUUCCACUGCUUCUCCUGCAGGUUUUUCGAUCGCCAGAAGGAGUGUGUGAAACAGUGCAAUAUCCUGCAAGGGGAGCCGAGAGAGUUUGAAAGGGACUCCAAGUGCCUGCCCUGCCACCCCGAGUGCCUGGUGCAAAACUCCACCAUGUACAACGCAACCUGCACUGGACCUGGCCCUGACAAUUGCAUGAAGUGUGCCCAUUUUAUAGACGGCCCCCACUGUGUGAAAUCCUGCCCGGCGGGCGUUCUGGGCGAGAACGACACCCUCGUCUGGAAAUACGCCGACGCGAAUGCCGUUUGCCAGCUCUGCCAUCCAAACUGCACCCGGGGGUGCAAAGGGCCAGGUCUUGAAGGCUGUCCAAAUGGCUCCAAAAUCCCGUCUAUCGCGGCUGGCGUCGUCGGAGGUCUCCUGUGCCUGGUGGUGGUCGGCUUGGGCAUCGGCCUUUACUUGCGGAGGCGCCACAUCGUCAGAAAGCGGACCCUGCGCCGGCUGCUGCAGGAAAGAGAGCUUGUUGAACCACUGACACCCAGCGGGGAGGCACCGAACCAGGCUCAUCUGAGAAUUUUAAAGGAAACAGAAUUUAAAAAGGUCAAAGUUUUAGGCUCUGGCGCUUUUGGCACAGUUUAUAAGGGACUUUGGAUCCCAGAAGGGGAGAAGGUUAAAAUUCCGGUUGCUAUUAAAGAAUUGAGAGAGGCUACAUCGCCAAAAGCCAACAAGGAAAUACUUGAUGAAGCUUACGUGAUGGCUAGUGUUGACAAUCCUCAUGUGUGCCGCUUGUUGGGAAUCUGCCUCACUUCUACUGUUCAGCUCAUCACACAGCUGAUGCCUUACGGCUGCCUCCUUGAUUACAUCCGAGAGCACAAGGACAACAUCGGCUCCCAGUACCUUCUCAACUGGUGUGUGCAGAUUGCAAAGGGAAUGAACUAUUUGGAGGAGCGUCGCCUGGUGCACCGCGACCUUGCUGCCAGGAACGUCCUCGUGAAGACUCCUCAACACGUGAAAAUCACGGACUUCGGGCUGGCAAAGCUGCUCGGCGCUGACGAGAAGGAGUAUCACGCCGAGGGAGGCAAGGUUCCUAUUAAGUGGAUGGCCUUGGAGUCAAUUUUACACCGGAUUUACACUCAUCAAAGUGAUGUCUGGAGUUAUGGUGUGACAGUUUGGGAGCUCAUGACAUUUGGGUCCAAACCGUACGACGGGAUCCCCGCCAGUGAAAUCUCCUCUGUCUUGGAGAAGGGCGAGCGUUUGCCCCAGCCCCCCAUCUGUACCAUCGACGUGUACAUGAUCAUGGUCAAAUGCUGGAUGAUCGAUGCAGACAGCCGUCCCAAGUUUCGCGAACUGAUAGCGGAGUUCUCGAAAAUGGCCCGCGACCCUCCACGCUAUCUCGUUAUACAGGGAGAUGAUAGGAUGCACCUGCCCAGCCCUACGGACUCCAAGUUUUAUCGCACCCUGAUGGAGGAGGAGGACAUGGAAGAUAUAGUGGACGCGGAUGAGUAUCUCGUGCCGCACCAGGGCUUUUUCAACAGCCCCUCGACAUCCCGCACUCCUCUCUUGAGUUCAUUGAGUGCUACUAGCAACAACUCUGCUACAACCUGCAUUGACAGGAACGGGCAGGGGCACCCUGUGAGGGAAGACAGCUUUGUCCAGAGGUACAGCUCAGACCCAACGGGUGCUUUCUUGGAGGACAGCAUAGACGACGGCUUCCUGCCGGCCCCGGAGUACGUAAACCAGUUGGUGCCCAAGAAGGCAUCUGCCUCAGUGGUCCAGAAUCCAAUCUACAACAACUUCUCUCUCACAGCAAACUCAAAGGUCCCCACGGACUCCAGCUACCAGAAUUCACACAGCACAGCUGUGGACAACCCCGAGUAUCUCAACACCAACCAGUCUCCGCUCUCCAAGACAGUCUUCGAGAGCUCUCCUUACUGGAUCCAGGCGGGCAACCACCAAAUAAAUCUGGACAAUCCUGACUACCAGCAGGACUUCUUACCGAAGGAAACCAAACCUAACGGUCUCCUGAAAGUUCCCGCGGCAGAGAACCCAGAGUACUUGAGGGUAGCAGCACCAAAAAGUGAAUACAUUGAAGCCUCAGCAUGACCAUGGAGAAUUUCUUCUUGCAGCGAGGAAAGCCAGACUCGAUGAAGCACCUGGCUACUGCAAGAACGGACUCUUGCUCAGAGCGAACAGCGACUGCAAUGCGUCAGUAAGCACACCUUUCCUUUUCAGCACGGCGGCUGAAACUACAAAGCCUAUCUGAUGGUAGUUUGGGUCUUUUCUCGCCCGUUUCCACGUAAUAACUGAGGCCCACAGCUUGCACUCGGAUGCGUGUUGGGAUGGAGCGGGAUCUUCCUGGACAGAAGAAAUACGGAUGCAUUCCUUUCAUUUUCAAAUGGUAGCAUGGUAAGAAGCCACUCUGGGAUGAACUUGAGAACUGUACACAUUGUACAGUCAAAUUCCUUUCUACAGUCUGUAUUUUUAUAAACGUUUCUAGCAGAAUUUUUGGAUCUUUUACAAGAUCAGAUGCUUGUACUGCUGGUCUGCUAUGCGGUGCUCAGAUCACCAGCAGGAAAAGAAAAAUAAUGUUACUAAGUAGUUCUCCAAAACUCCUGGAACAGAAACAGUUAUUCCAAACCACCGGAUUUUUACAAAUUGGCUCCACACACUGCUUCUUGGCACGAAGAGGAGAAGUGCAUCUGGAGGACAUAUGGGAGACUCUGCCCAGGGUGGUAUGGAGUGGAUCGCUCUGGGGAAAACUAGCACAAGGGGCAAAAUGGCACGACGCAUCACCUACUGACCACUACUGCUAAAAACUGACAGGAGGAACUCACCUCAAAGUCAUCUGUACCUGGUUAUAAAGCGCUCGCUAGUUUGUUUUCUGAUGGUCAAACGCAAGACUUUUUUUUUCCUGAUCCCUUAUGCAGCUGUCAAGUUGUCAAAAUGCCUUCCUUCUUCAACAAAACUGUUAAAGAUGUUGCUGUAACUGAAAAAUGAAGUGUCAAAUAAUGUUUAACAGACUUUAAUUAAAUGUCAAGGAAAUGCAAAUGAUGGCAAAUUGGAGCAUUCAUGAGACAGACUGGAAGAACUAUAUUAAAUUAAACUUGACUAGGGCAAGAAACACAGGUAGCUCUAGCCCAGCGGUUUUAUUUCCCUUCUUAAAGGGACUCAGAGCAGAAAUUUCCCUCAUACAUUUGGCAAAGAAAAGGGGUAUAUCAGUGUUAUUCUUUACUCACUUCAAGGCAGAAUACUGCCAAUUGCUGUGCCACGCUGGGGCAGAUCCUGGGGCUUGUUGCCUGUCCCUUUGGGGUUACAUGUCUUGGCAAUGCAGGAGGGGCAGUGAGAAUGAAUUAAGGAAAGGAGGAAUAAUCUGGAGUGAUGGAAAAUACUCUCUUCCUCUUCUGAAACACAGGGCUGCCUACCGCUUUUUGAAAAUGCCCGGCAUCUUCUUCUGUUAUCAGUGUGCAAUGGUCUAGGCAAGGCUGACACUUUAGCUUCAUAGUACAAAUCAAUCGCAGCAGCAAAAGCAGCUCCUCUUCACUGGGCCCCGUGAUACAGAACUUCAGAUUCUUCCGUCAGUAACAUUUCUUAUGAAUGUAGGAGAAGUAAGAUGCUUACAGUAAUUGAGAUGCAUCCCACCAGCAGCUUGGCAGUGAUGUUUUAAUCAAAACACUAGAUCAGAAAGCAAAUGCACAUUUGGUGAUUUUGGUACAAAGGUCCCUAACUAGUUGAAUGUUGGGAACUUGCUGGAGGUAGCAUAAGCAGCAGAGUUGCAGAGGAUAUGCUGUCUAUAUUAAGUAUCAAGAAAUAGUCAAAUUUAUGCCACCACUGUGUUUUGAAUAUGUCAGUAUAUGUUUCAGUUUAAGUAUUACAUCUGGAGUCCAGCAUCAAGCAGCAAAUCCUCAGAACAUUGUUUUUACAGAUUUAUUGAGGAACGGAGGAGAAGAACGGUCAUGUGAAAUGACCCCUUUUAUAAGUAACACAGUGUAAAAUGCAUUAGCAGCUUGCGUGUGUGCGGUAGCUCAUCGGCCACGCUGCAGUCUAGGGUAGAGCAAUAUAUUGGGUCAAAAUCCAGAGAUUGUCCUGUUUGGUACAUCUGUGUCACCAUGGCCAAGUCCCAGGCACAGCGGUACGGAGGAUGCAGUGUUUGACUUUGAUUAUUACUGGCUUGUAUUUAAAACGCUAACCAAAAUUCAGUUCCCACGUCCAAUUAGCGGCAGAUUUCUCCUUGCAUUCCUGAGAGCAGAUUUGUUGCGUUGCUCUCACAAGCGUGCACCAUGUAUGCAGCGUUGCUUCUCUCCACCCACCGCCCCGGGUGGAAUGUACAUAAAACCAAAAAAAAGAUCUUGACAGAAAUCACAGAUAAUUUUCAAUCUGCUAAAUCUGUUACGUCUGCAAGCAGAACACUAGAAAAAUCACAUAGUGCACGUUCUCCUGCUGAAUCUUUACGACACUAUUGCACAAAAGAAUUUAUUGCCGUUUUAAUGUGUUAGCUAAAACAAGCCACUAAGAAGUAGCAAUAUGUAUCACCAGCAUUAUGUAGCAUAAAAAUUAUUUAAUAGAGGUUAAUAUGCUUGCUCAUAACAAUUUUAUAGGGAUUCAAUAGCUAGAAACAGGGAGAUUCAUCUAAAAAUUAAGCAAUGUAAGUUUGAAAGAGCAUUACUUUUUGAAUUUGUUGGUUUUGAUGAGGAAAGUAGAAAAGAGGAUGUAGGACCACAAAGUCUCUAUACAAAUGUACGUAUUCCAUAUGGGUGGGAUUAGCUAUAAUAUAAAGUAGUUCUGGUAAACAGGCAUCCUGUAAGCCGUGAUUUGUAAAUUGGCAGCUCAAAAUAGCCAGCAAAAAAAUAAAAACCGGGCAGUGCCUGCAGGGGCAGAUACAGCGGCAGUGGGAGCGGAUGGGACCACGUGGCUAUCGCUGGAGGCACGGGUGCUACGUGGGGUGAUGCUCGUAGGGUGACAGACGUUAGCAGUGCACCAAAUGAUUUCCACUGAGAUGAAAAAAAAAAAAUAAUAAAAAAAAUCAAUAAGCAGCUGAAACGGUCUGGUUUUCCCACUGCAGCUCUCUGCCCCUGUAACAGCAAGGAGCCCCGUGCAGGUCGUAAGUGCUCAUAAAGGCGAACACGGUUAGACAGCAUUUCAUGCGACCUUGCUGAAGCAGCAUUGCAAGGGGUUUAGGCUACUGAAUGGGACAUGAAAGUUGGGGUUUUUUUACAAAUAUUAGAAAAAAUAACUGCGCUGCAUCUUGUGAGCUUACAUAAAUCGGCAUGCAAAAAUAACUUGAAAGUUCUGCCAUUGUCUCUCAGGAGAUGUGAGUAGAAAAUGCUGAUUUUCAAAACGCAACUGCAUAGGGAAAUGUAGUAGGCCACAGUCACUAAGGCUAACAGAGUCUUACCAAUUGAGAAAAGAAAAAUUUCCCUUUUUACUAUAUUUCUCAUGAAAGGCAAAACGAAACCACUCAUAAGCUAAUGCCGAGUGUCUCUUAAUCAUAAAGCAGCAGUUAAUAUGGAACUGCUUUUGCAAUAAUAAUUUAAGACUUUUAAGAAGUGCUAAGUAGAAGAAAAUAUAAGUUAAGUCAAGAGUCUUCAUCUUACUUGGAUGUUUUCCAGUGAUCUGCGUACAGUGUCAGCGCACUUGACUUCAUUUGGGCCUUGGGUUGUUUUCUUCUGCUGCAAAGGGAGUUGGCUAGGGAAAUUUCCUUCAUGUUGCAAUUGGUCUUCGUCAGGUAAAUUCAGCCAAGAGGUCGGGGGCUUGCUUUCCUUUCCAGCUGGCAGGCAACAGUGCAGUGAGGUUUGGUGGUUUCUGGGAACGCCUCAGGGUGAUGCCAUGUCCCACCAGCAUCACCCUGAGAUGGCCAUGUGAAGCCUCAGCAUUAGAAAGUACGGUCCUGUGGUUUAAUUGAAAGGAAGGGACAUGUGUAGGGAGAGUAAUGGCACAUGAGACAGCUGCCACAUUUGCCCAGGGCCAUCACUGAGGCCAUUGCGUGUUCUUGCAGGUACAGGUGGGAAUGGACACACGGCUCCUGCCCCUGCUAUCGGCUUGAAGUGAAGCCCCCCGCAGAGGUUACUUGUUCUAAGGCAAAUAUACUACAGGGCGAAUCCCUUCUCUUCCCUGGAAGAUGGAGCUAGGGCUACAAUAAUGUCACAGGACCCCAAACAGUAUAAGGUGCAUCAGAAGGUCCCUGGUCUGUCUCGGGGUGCUCCAGAGUGCCAAGGAGAAACUUUGCAUUUCCAGACAAGCACUCAUUUUUCAGAUUCAGAGUUCAACAUCAUCUUUUAGUAUGACUGCUGCCUCUCCAAGUAAGCAGUUACGGUACUGUGGCUUUUGUUUCCCCCUGCGUUUCUCUGUGAGAAAACAUCUGAAUCAGGACAAAGUAUGAAAAUGUACCCGUGUCCUCCUUCCUGAUGGAAACCGUAUGUAUACUCAUGAAACGUCAAACUCUGUGUAUAACACUUGUCAAGAAUGCUUUGUAAUGUUUUAUCACCACUGGUUCAAAUUUUUAUAUUGGGGUCCCAUUUUCUAGCUUUCUUUUUGUAAGUGUUCUCUCUUUGUUCUGACAUACAACUUUUAAGGAGCCUUUUUAAAAUAAAAAAAAAAAAUAAUACCAGAAAAAAGUUUAUACAAAAGAAAAACACGACACCUUCAAGUAGCUUGUCAAAUGGGCUGCAUUAGGACCAAAGAUGUAAUGUCUUGUUUUCUUGCUUUAAAGGAAUAGGGUAUUGAUCACCACUUCCACAGCCUCUUAUUACAGGGAAAAGCUACAGAUCUGCACCCUUCAUUGGGGCUGGGCCAGACCUCCACUGAGCCAAGAAAGCUUGACAGGAGGGUGAGGCCUGGCUGUAGAAAACCAAACCAAACCAAACCAGACCAAACCAAAUCAGGACCAGGUAUCACUUCAGGGCCAGACCUACAACCUUUACUCCAUUUUGAUUCAUUUCCUACUCAACGCAAUAGCUAAACAGGGACACGGUCAAGAAAAAAAGAAAUAAAUACAUCAUGUUUUGGCUUAGUAUCAGGAAAAAAUACAACGAUGUGAAGAUGAGACGUGAUGAUAACUGCUUUUUAUGUGAGGAAGUGUGUAGGCAGCAGUGAGUCUUUAAAACCGAUAACAUUUUUGGUUAUGUAUUACUUUAAUUAUGCGGGGGCAUUGAAAUCACAGCGCUUCCAUGAUAGGCUUUACUUUCUGCCACACGUCCUGCCUUUGUUCGACAUCGUGUGUUUUGGCAGAUCCACCUGUAUUGCUGUGGCUGUGUGAGAAUUGCGGGUUGGUCAGAGGCAAAGCGUGCAACCCUUCCUUACACAUGGGAGGGGAGAGAAGAGUGCGGUGAUAGUGGGCCAUACCACAGCAGUGAAGCAAACCCUCAGUAGCAUCCAAACAAAAGGUUUCUCAAGGAAAAAAUUGACAACUGAAGAUCUAAAUGGCAAAAGACACGCACUGCUGGAGUCGUCAGGCAAAAUGCCUUCGGCCAAGAUUCAGGGCUGGUGCUCCACCAACUUUACAGUUGUCCUCUUACGUGGUGCAGACGGGGCUGUCUGGAUGCUCAACAGCACGGGCUUUGUGGUCUCUCUGUACCUCUCUCCUUGAAGUAAUGGAUUUGUCUGAUUAAUAAGGUGGAAACCAGAAAGCCGCAGCUAACAACUGGACUGGUUGGAGGUUUUGUUCCUAUGUAGCUGAUACGGUACACCGUUUCCAGUCACGCUGGAAUUUAUCCAGACCCUUCUCCUUACCUCUCACAAGUUGGCUGAAGAGUGUGCAUUUGCAACCGCCAUCAAUGUUAUCCUCAUAUUUUAUGAAAGGGAGUAAGUGAAGUAGUUGUCUACAAUGGUAGGAGGCUUGGCUCACAUACCUAGGUUGCUUUUUUAAUCCUCCGGUCCUAAUAUUGUUCCCCUUGAAAUCAAUGGGAUGUUUAACUUGAUUACACUGAGAGUAUAAAACAAGGCUAAUGUUGAGUGAUUUUUGAAAAUCCCUCGCAAUAAUCAGAGAUCCUAUGGAUCCAUUGCCCGUUUUAGGCUGCUUUGUAUUGAUGCAAUCAACCGAGUAUAAGGUAUAAUGUCUUGGUUUUAAUAAACUGUCAAGCAAUAUAUCCAUAGAUACAGACGGUACCCUCACAGCAUUGUAAAGUUACUCAAUUAUGAAAGCACUAUUUGUACAAUAAGAAACUGUUGACUUUUAUAUGGUUUAAUGGUUUAUACUGUUGAUCAAAAAAUGUUUGUAUAUUGAGCGAUAAAAAUGAGGUGUAUAUUAUUCUUUUUAAUUGUUUUUAAUUUUUGGAGAACUUUUAUUGUAAUAUACUGUUGUAUUUGGGAGGAAGAAAAAUCAGUGGCUAGCUUGUAUGGUUUGUAGCCAGAGAAGAACUCACAUUAUGAGUUCUUUAUUGAUGGACUUAGACUUUUUUUUUUUUUUUGUAAAAGUUGUCACCUUGGGGAUUUAUCCAGAGCUUAGCGAAGCUAAUAAUGGGACCCGUUCCUCUCUCCAAGACUCUUUGGCUCUCUGCAUGCACAGUGCUGGAGUUUCAUAAUGUGAGCAAUAAUACAGCUAAGACUUGUGACCACUGGAAGUGCAAUAUGAAAGCCCAGGUGCUGCUUAUCAGGGCGCUAAUAAAAGCUGCUCUUUCAAAAUGCAUGGCAGGUUCUCACUUAACUUUUAUGACAAAAGCAGAAGAGCAGUCAAAGCAAACCCUCAAAAGCUCAUCCGUGUGUCAUUUGGCAGAUGAAGCCACACUGCUGGCCAUUUGCAAAUUGCAUAGGUAUGAGCUGUGCAACAGCAACGCAGGACUCCCUCGAAAGGAAAGGCAAAAUAAAGUCUCAUCCAGAGUCACACUGGUGACUUAAAUUGUUGUACUGCGCUAGGCAGAAAGAGGAAUUCUGUUAGCAAAGCCAGUCAAAUGAAGCCCCGGCGUCCUCUUGAGUAUUGCUGUUUAAUUAUCCAACUGGUGGAACAUGUAGCAGACAAGGAUUAAAGGAAUUACAGGGUCCUCAACAUAACAGAGCAAAAUACACUGGGUUGACAAGACAGCAAAUAGGAGAGGAGCUGGGACUGUCAGUACGCAUUCAGCCUGGAUAAGUCCCCAGUAUCAUGAUUAGUAAAUUAAAUCAUUUUUGUCUUCAUAGAUGAACUUUAUACACAGAAAAAAAAAAAGCCACUACAGCACCUUUCUCAUUUUCAUCUUUCCAUCCAGUCCCUUCCAAUACGUAGGCUGCAUGUUUUACCAGCUCAACUUAUUUUAUGCAGAAAUGACGUAGUCUUACUCUUCAUAUUACUGGUUCUCAAAAAUGUCUAAUGCGUAUUAA